AUGUUUUCAAUAUCAUUCUCACCCUCAAGCUUUUCCUCUGACGAAGAGCCUGUUCAUGAGGUGGCAAACUCACAUUUUGAAAUAUUGCAUAAAGAGAAGGUUACCGGUUUCAACUUCCUUGAACAAACCAAGAAGGAUUUUCACAGUAUUGGUUUGGCAUUAGGUCUAGUAACAAGACUUCCAAAUUUAAUCAUGGAUCUCAAUAAAU
Messenger RNA from Acaulospora morrowiae, 208 nucleotides. Lineage: Eukaryota; Fungi; Glomeromycota; Glomeromycetes; Diversisporales; Acaulosporaceae. The record is from the annotation of a GenBank genome assembly.